AUGGAAGCAGAAAACCAUACAUGUGUAUCAAAAUUCCUCCUCCUGGGCCUCUCAGAGGACCCAGACCUGCAGCCCAUCCUCUUUGGACUGUUCCUGUCCAUGUACCUGGUCACAGUGCUUGGGAACCUGCUCAUCCUACUGGCUGUCAGCUCUGACUCCCACCUCCACACCCCCAUGUACUUCUUCCUCUCCAACCUGUCCUUUAUUGACAUCUGCUUCACCUCUACUACGGUCCCAAAGAUGCUGGUGAAUAUCCGGACACAGAACAAAGACAUCUCCUACACAGAGUGCCUGACUCAAGUAUGUUUUUUUAAUAUAUUUGUUGGAAUGGAUGGUUUCCUACUGACCAUUAUGGCUUUUGACCGCUUUGUGGCCAUCUGCCACCCUCUGAACUACACAGUCAUCAUGAAUCCCCAGCUCUGUAUCCUCCUGAUUCUGACAUCUUGGCUCAUCAUGUUCUGGGUCUCCCUCAUUCAUAUUCUACUGUUGAAUCGACUGACCUUCUCCGCUGGCACUAAAAUCCCACAUUUCUUCUGUGAACUAGCUCAACUUCUCAAGGUGGCUGACUCUGAUACCCUUAUCAAUAACAUCUUUACAUAUUCAAUGACUUCCCUGCUGGGUGUGUUUCCUAUAACUGGGAUCCUCUUCUCUUACUUUCAGAUUGUCUCCUCCCUAUUGAAGAUGUCCUCCUCUGUAGGCAUCUAUAAAGCAUUUUCCACCUGUGGGUCCCACCUCUGUGUGGUCACCUUAUUCUAUGGAACAGGACUUGGGGUUUACCUCAGUUCUGCUCUGACCAUUUCUUCCCAAAGAACCAUCAUCGCCUCAGUGAUGUACACUGUGGUCACCCCCAUGCUGAAUCCCUUCAUCUACAGUCUGCGGAACAGGGAUGUGAAGGGGGCCCUGGGGAGACUCCUCAGCAGAAUAGUCUUUGGUCCUUCUUAUAUCACGAACCUCAGAAAUAAGUGGACAGUGCAGAUACUUAAGUUAUUGUUGUGA
Molecule: messenger RNA, 996 nt
Organism: Sciurus carolinensis (gray squirrel)
Lineage: Eukaryota; Metazoa; Chordata; Mammalia; Rodentia; Sciuridae
Product: olfactory receptor 7D4-like
Exons: 1
Coding region: 1-996 (331 amino acids)
Biological process (GO): G protein-coupled receptor signaling pathway
Cellular component (GO): membrane
Molecular function (GO): olfactory receptor activity; G protein-coupled receptor activity
Source: RefSeq, a predicted model, not a curated record